AUGGAGCCAAAUCUCGAUUGUCCAACAACUCCCAAAACGCCAGUGCCACAAGGAUACCAAUUCGUUCCAAGAGGAAAUAAUUAUAUCACCGGGCAUUGCUGGAGGCAAGCACAUCUUGAGGGCCAAACUGUUUAUAUCGUCAAUGGAAAGGGGGGAAGGCUCGGCAUUAGAGUGCCAACCACUACCCACAUCAAAGUCCUACAGGAUUACGACAGGACAAAAGCUAAUCGAGCUCGACGGGUCCGUAAUAGAGAUGCUAGGCUAGAGAAAUUAUUCGGCAAAUCUGUUAAAAAUCAAUUCUAUCGAAUACCUCUCAAGGACAUAAGAGAAAUCGUCAAGCAAGCCACGGAAAAGGGAAGUGGAAGAGUUGGGAGAAGGCAGAAGUUGGAUAUAGCUAAGAGAGCUCGCUUAGCUGUACAUGCCCAUAUUCGACAUCGCCAUACAAACUACGAUGAGCUCUUGAAAAAAGGUAUCUCAAGAGACAUGGCACGAGAUCUGGUCGACCAAAAGGUUAACGAAAUUGUCCAUAUGUGGGGAGGCACAAAAGAAAAACUUCAGUCGCCUGACAAGCGCCCAGGAUCAAAUUGUGCGGUCAUGGAUCAAGUAUUGCAAGCAGACUGUGCAGAAUCCACUUAG
This is a messenger RNA of Daldinia loculata, 636 nucleotides long. RefSeq lists its product as uncharacterized. The transcript has a single exon. Bases 1 to 636 code for a protein of 211 amino acids. The record is from RefSeq and is a predicted model, not a curated record. NCBI's taxonomy places the organism in Eukaryota, Fungi, Ascomycota, Sordariomycetes, Xylariales, Hypoxylaceae.